CUACCCUACUCCUUCUUUCCAUUGAAAAUGCAAUUUUCUAAUCCCUCUAAAAUUUCCUAUUUUCUAAGGUUCAUAUCUCUUUAUCCAUCGCCAUGGCUGGUGUCGCAGUUCUUAACCCUCAGGAUUGUCUUCCAACUUCACGGCCCCGAAAGCCGAUAACCUCCCCCUCCUCUUCUUCUUCACCUAAAAUUCCGAGUCCAAGUCCUAAAUCUUCUCGAAGCUCCCGUACCAACCCCAACCGCCAGAAAAAGAGCCAGAUCCGACCCGAUACCAAACAGCCAAUCAUGGUCCGAUUCACUAUCUUAAAACGCGGGGAACCCCUUCCCCAAACCACGCAGCUUCCCAAAACCGAGAAGACCACCUCCGAUGCGGUGGCCGUCCGUCCGAAAGAGUUAAUCGGUGGGACGUACGCAGGGUCGUGUGUGGCGUCGCCGCCGCCUAGCUCGGUUCCGUUGCCGAUUUUCGUGACGAAGAAAAUCGCGGCGGUGAGUGAAGCGACGAACGAACUUAGGAAGAUGCUGAGGUUGGAGUUCUCGUAGCAGAUUGGCGUGAAUGAAGGCGAGGAUUUGAACAGUAGUUGUUGGGUGACUGGGGGCUUUUUAGCGCUUUAUUUUUUCCCUUAUUUUUUCAGCGGGAUUGAUCGAGCGCGAAUAUCUCUUCUUGAUUGUUUAACACUUUGUUCAGAUUUUCAUACAUACAUGUUCUCACUGCAACUCUUGUUAAAGCCCCUUCUUUGUUAUAGAUCUUGUUAGGACUGUUUAGUUCGAUUAAGCAUGUACUUUAAGCUUCUCUAGGUCGAUGUAACAAGCAUGUAGGUUAUAUAAGUAUCCUCUGUUAUUACUUAUGUAGGUCUAUGUAACAAGCAUGUAGGUUAUAUAAGUAUCAUCGUUUAUUAUUUCUUUUCCAAAUCUCUUGUCAAUUGUAAUUCCAUGUCUGAUUAUAAAUUUCAAUUUCAGAUUUUAUCC
Messenger RNA from Arachis ipaensis, 965 nucleotides. RefSeq lists its product as uncharacterized. Lineage: Eukaryota; Viridiplantae; Streptophyta; Magnoliopsida; Fabales; Fabaceae. The record is from RefSeq and is a predicted model, not a curated record.